Messenger RNA from Lepisosteus oculatus (spotted gar), 1878 nucleotides. RefSeq names its product RNA (guanine-7-) methyltransferase (gene rnmt). Gene Ontology annotation, molecular function: mRNA 5'-cap (guanine-N7-)-methyltransferase activity. NCBI's taxonomy places the organism in Eukaryota, Metazoa, Chordata, Actinopteri, Semionotiformes, Lepisosteidae. Gene Ontology annotation, cellular component: nucleus. Gene Ontology annotation, biological process: 7-methylguanosine mRNA capping. The record is from RefSeq and is a predicted model, not a curated record.
AGAAAUUAAAUAUAUUUUUCAGUAUUGUUAAUUGUGCGUUUGCUAAUGUUUCAACAGAACUGGUUCUUUCCCUAGUUAGAUUAGCUCGGAAUUAGCCUCGGAUAAUUUUUUGAGUGUAAUGUAAACAACUGUGUUGUAAUGCUUCGUUCGUGUUCCUGGGCAUCUUCGAAAAUCUGCUAUCAGCUAUAAUCUUGGAUUUAGACGUUUGAAAAAAAAAACCCACAAAACAUAGCGAAGGAGGAGUGAGGAUUUGAUUCAACAGUCGACACAUCUCUAGUAGUAAAUUUGAAGGAAAAGAAGAAAAGCUGCGUGGAGAAUCGGUGCUCAGGAGUAGCCAUGGAAGGUGCGGCUCAGAAGGAGGAAUGCUCUUCGGAUGGAGGCGUUUUCCAACAAGAGGACCGCAAGGAUUUAAACAGCGCGGAUACAGAAAGGCACACGGAGGGAGAUGGAAAUGGCGUCGCCUGCAUUAGUUCUGGCAUCUGUGGGAAAGGAGAGGGUGCCAGAUCGGACCAGCAGUCCCCAAGGAAGAGGAAACGGGAGCCGGAGGAUGAGCCUCUAGCCAAAAAGCUGCAUUCAGACCAAGGCCAUAGUGAAAAGGUAGCCAUACAUUAUAAUACACUUCAGGAAGUUGGCUUAGCAGCUCGCAGCCAAAGCAGAAUUUUCUACCUCCGAAACUUCAACAACUGGCUCAAGAGUGUGCUCAUUGGGGAUAUCCUGGAGAAGGUGCGACAAAGCCGUAGGGACCUGACCGUUCUGGAUCUUGGCUGUGGGAAAGGGGGAGAUUUGCUGAAGUGGAGGAAGGGGAGGAUAAGCAGGCUUGUGUGUGCAGAUAUCGCCUCGGUGUCUGUAGACCAGUGCCAGCAGCGCUAUGAGGACAUGAAGAGUCGGAACCGGCCCAAUGACCAUAUCUUCAACGCGGAGUUCAUUACCGCAGAUUGCUCAAAGGAAGUCCUCGCGGAAAAGCUAAAAGACCCUGAGAUGACCUUUGAUGUCUGUAGCUGUCAGUUUGUGUAUCACUAUUCCUUCGAGACGCGGGAGCAGGCUGACAUGAUGCUGAGAAAUGCCUGCGAAAGGCUGAGACCAGGGGGCUACUUCAUUGGCACAACCCCUAAUGCCUUUGAGUUGGUAAAACGACUUGAAACUUCAGAGACUAAUUCCUUUGGAAAUGAUGUCUACAGAGUCACAUUUCAGAAGAAAGGGGAGUAUCCCCUCUUCGGCUGCCAGUAUGACUUUAACCUAGAAGGUGUGGUUAAUGUUCCCGAGUUCCUCGUGUAUUUCCCAUUGUUUGAGGAAAUGGCUAAGAAGUACAACAUGCGCCUGGUGUUCAAGAAGACGUUCUGUGAGUUUUUUGCAGAGAAGAUUCAGAAUGAGGAGCACAGACUCUUAAUGAAAAGGAUGCAGGCACUGGAACAAUACCCCGCUGAUGGAAGAAACAAGUUAGUGUCAGACACUCCGGGAGAUUAUGAACAUGCUGAGGGAAAAGCAAAAUCCCCUGAUGUAAAAAUUCCUUUGGGCACUUUAAGCAAGUCCGAAUGGGAUGCAACAAGCAUAUACCUGGUGUUUGUGUUUGAAAAAACAUCUUGAGCAUCCUGUGGGAAAUGCACCCUGCUGAAGAAAACCUGCAUGUGGCUCAGGAUGGGACCAUAGGAUGAUUACCUGCGUAGUUUGUUGUUUGUUAAAGUAGUCCUAGUGACUUAAAACGGGUCUCAGCACGAUGUGUAGGAAAUAGGAGAGACUCGGGAGUGGAACAGAAGAUCAGCUAUAUGUAAUAUAAAUGAGCAGUAUCUCAGAAUGUCACUACUGUAUCAGAGAAAGGGUUCGUCCAUGGUUAAGGGUUAACUUUGGAGGGUUUUUUAAUUAAAUUUUUUCAAGAAAUGA